AUGAAGCUGCACCUGUCAUCAGUCCUGCCGAUGGCCGCGGUCACCUUGGCCGUAGCGCAGCAAACCUUCUCAAACCCGGUCCUGUGGCAGGACUUGGCCGACCUCGAGGUCAUCCGCGUCAACGACACGUACUACUACACGGCUUCGACGAUGCACUACUCCCCCGGCGCUCCUGUGCUGAAGAGCUACAACCUCGUCGACUGGGAGUUUGUCGGGAACUCGGUCCCCGAACUCAUCUUCGGAGACGAGUAUUACCUGAACGGCACGUCGCGCGCCUACGUCGGUGGUAUCUGGGCAAGCAGUCUGCAGUACCGCGAGAGCAACGGCCUCUUCUACUGGUAUGGCUGCAUCCAGUCCGGAGAGAUGAAGACCUGGAUCUUCACGGCUAGCGACCCGGCCGGGCCAUGGACUGCGCAGCCGCCCAUCGACGAGUGUUUCUAUGACUUGGGAGUGUUGGUCGACGACGACGACACCAUGUACGUGGCAUAUGGGAGGUACAACAUCAGCGUUGCCCAGCUUUCUCCCGACGGACUGAAGCCGGUCAGGAACGAGGUUGUUUGGGUUGACCCCGUACGAUAUCUGGAAGGCGCCCGCUUCUAUCACAUCGGCUCAAGCUACUACAUCUGGCUGACGAAGCCCGCCGACGGCCAACAUGUGCUGAAGGCAGACAGCCCGUGGGGGCCGUACACCGACCGCACAGUCCUCGACAGGAUGGCCUCGCCGAUUCCCCACUCGGGGACGCCGCACCAAGGCGGCAUCGUGGACACCCCCGACGGCGACUGGUGGUACAUGUCCUUCCUGGACGCGUAUCCCAGCGGCCGCAUCCCGGUCCUCGCGCCGCUGACCUGGGACGAGGAGGGAUGGCCGCACAUCGUGACGGACGAGGCCGGCGGCUGGGGCAAGACGUACCCGAUGCCCGUCCAGACCGACAAGACGGUCGACGCCGCCGGCGAGUACACGGACAGCUUCGCCGGCCCCGGGCUCUCCCCCGAGUGGGCGUUCAACCACAACCCCGACAACUCGGCCUGGGAGCUGGGCGCCGGCGGCCUGACGCUCCGCACGGCGACCGUCACCGACGACCUCUACAGCGCGCGCAACACCCUCGCCCACCGCAUCCUGGGCCCGAAGAGCAGCGGCACGUUCCGCCUGAACGUCGGCAACAUGGCGGACGGCGACGUGGCCGGCGUCUCCAUCUUCCGCGACGAGUCGGCCUACAUCGGUCUCCGCAAGGAGGGCGGCUCCCUGAAGCUCGUUGCCGUCCACGACGUCCUCGCGCCCGAGAGCGCCGGCUGGCAAACCACCUCCAACGGCACCGUCGUGGCCACGGCGAGCGGGUGCAGCAUCGACCUGUCCGGGGCCGCUGACGGGACCUCGGACAUCUACCUGCGCAUCGUCGCGGACCUGCACCCGACCUUCGGCGUCGAGGCGCACAACCCGGCCCAGCUGCUCUACUCCACCGACGGAGAGAACUUCACGCAGCUGGGGCCCGAUUAUUGGUGCCACAACAGAUGGCAGUACUUCUUGGCGUUCCGCUUCGCCGUCUUCAACUAUGCUACCAAGUCCCUGGGCGGUUCGGUCCUUGUGAAGGAGUUUACGCUCGAGUUGGUCGAGUAG
Messenger RNA from Colletotrichum higginsianum IMI 349063, 1614 nucleotides. Its product is annotated as glycosyl hydrolase family 43. Gene Ontology annotation, biological process: carbohydrate metabolic process. Gene Ontology annotation, molecular function: hydrolase activity, hydrolyzing O-glycosyl compounds. The transcript has 2 exons. Bases 1 to 1614 code for a protein of 537 amino acids. The record is from RefSeq and is a predicted model, not a curated record. NCBI's taxonomy places the organism in Eukaryota, Fungi, Ascomycota, Sordariomycetes, Glomerellales, Glomerellaceae.